AUGAACGACAUACAGAAUAAACGCAGUUCUUUAACUGUUCAAGAUCUGAAACGUCUUUUAUCCCGUUGCGCAGCUAUUCUCAUAGCACUGGAGAAGUGCGAUUACACCUUGAUCUAUUUCCUCGUCGCUCUGCCAUUCGAGGUUUUCACGCCCUCUGCUAUCGCUGCUGGUAUUGAGACGUGGACGUGGGUCAUCGCGGAGCGUCCUCACAUGGAAGUGGCCAUUAUGUGUGAAGUGCUCACGUCUUGGUUUGGGACUGUGAAGGAACGGAAGGGCGUGUUCUCAGCUUCUUCCAACUGUGUUGACCCCUUCUACCAUCCCAUCAGUUACAGUCCAACCGACAAGGACGAAAUCGAUCGAGCGACGACUCAUGCUCGUCGAUUACUCAUACCACAUACCUAUCAUCUGAAUUCCAACUCAUACUCUCGCAACCCCUCGCGCGAAGUUGCUCGAUUUCGGCGUCCUAGUGAAAUAAAUAACCCACUUUUUCUCGGCGAACUCGUUCGAUUUCAGCCUGCGCGCAAAUCUACGAAGACAAGUACAGAUUAA
Messenger RNA from Suillus paluster, 549 nucleotides. RefSeq lists its product as uncharacterized. The coding region runs from base 1 to 549 and encodes 182 amino acids. The record is from RefSeq and is a predicted model, not a curated record. NCBI's taxonomy places the organism in Eukaryota, Fungi, Basidiomycota, Agaricomycetes, Boletales, Suillaceae. The transcript has 5 exons.